Messenger RNA from Oreochromis aureus, 2716 nucleotides. RefSeq lists its product as uncharacterized. Lineage: Eukaryota; Metazoa; Chordata; Actinopteri; Cichliformes; Cichlidae. Bases 953 to 2437 code for a protein of 494 amino acids. Gene Ontology annotation, molecular function: metallodipeptidase activity. Gene Ontology annotation, cellular component: cytosol. Gene Ontology annotation, biological process: proteolysis. The transcript is spliced from 12 exons. The record is from RefSeq and is a predicted model, not a curated record.
AACUGCUUCUCUAAGAUGACUGGUAAUGUCUUUCCUUGUUGGUAUAGUGUUUACUCAGUGCUCCACAUCAGCAAACUGCCAAAACUUUCUUCUAUAGAAGUGCUUGCUGAUGAGCAGUUAAUCAAUUGCAUUUGAUUAGCAGCAGCUUCUACAUACCCUCUUAAUUCCUAUGCAAGCAGUAGGAGGCUGCUUAGUUUAGGGCUACAUUAAAAAAAAAACCUUCUUUUUCGCAUGACUGUAUCAGCUCAUUGUGGAAAAUAAGAAAGACCAUAAGAACAUUAAUGCAUAUAGGUAAACAAAGUAAGAACUAAGAAGUUGGCAGCUGUCUUUGGCUUUCUUGACCCCUGCCUCCGUACAUUUUUAUUUCAGUGUGACAACUCCUGAGUCUCUUUUCCUGUCUCACACUGAGACACACAAAAAGAAACAGGAUGUUGUGAGCAAGGACAAUUUAUCCAAUGAACAGGAGGUGGUGACGGGAUUAAAUAUGUUCAGACAAUCCCAGCUUAGGUUAAUAAUGUCAGGUAGAAAUGGUCGACAUUAAGUUCACCACAGUGGGACACCAGGCUAAUAUGGAACAACAAAAGCUUUGCUGAGCUCUGUUUUUGUCCUCAUGGCUGGGUUUGCUUGGAGAUUCCAAAACACAAACAACGGGACUUUCACAUGCUCUUUUGUUCCCGCUGACCCUGCAUUCCUAAGGUCCACUCUUCGCCCACAGGUACACAUACUUGGAGUCAAAUCAAUAGAUCAGAGUGUAAUUCCUGCACUUUUCAGCAAAAAAAAAAUCACUUUGUCAGCUGUCCUGGCUUUAUGUCAAGAAAUGUUUCACUGCUUGACCCUGGGGCUCGGUAGGAGUGUGAUAAGAAGGGUGGGUGUAUAAAAAUCAAGUCAACAGCACAGGGCCACAGUCUGGGAGCCUGAGGAAACGAUCUUACACAUUUCCAGCAGAGAAAAGAUGAACCCUCAAGUCCUGCCUUCCAUCCUGCUGCUCAUUUCUGCUGCCCAUGCUUUCCAUUAUACGGAUCUAGCUCAGUAUGUUGACAGCCACCAAGACGAAUAUGUGGAGAUGCUGAGGGACUGGGUUGCAAUCGAAAGCGACUCCAGCAAUGUCCAAAAGAGACCAGAGCUGCACCGUAUGAUGGAGACUGUGGCUCAGAAACUCCGGCUGAUGGGAGGGACUGUACAGCUGGUGGAUAUCGGAGAACAAGAACUUCCUGAUGGCCAGACAUUAGAGUUGCCUAAAGUGGUGACGGCUCAGUUUGGUAAUGUCUCCAGCAAGCACACAGUGUGCAUCUACGGCCAUGUGGAUGUUCAGCCAGCAAAACUGGAGGACGGCUGGGCAACAGAUCCAUACAACCUGACUGAGAUCAAUGGCAAUCUGUAUGGACGAGGAGCAUCAGACAACAAGGCCCCAGUUUUAGCCUGGAUCCAUGCUGUGGAGGCUUACCAGGCUCUCAGUAUGGAUCUGCCAGUGAAUGUGAAGUUUGUCAUAGAAGGCAUGGAGGAGACGGGCUCUAAUGGCCUGGAUGCCAUGAUCAUGGCCCAGCGAGACACCUUCUUCUCAGAAGUGGAUUACAUCAUCAUAUCAGACUGUGGCUGGCUCAGCAGACGCCCCUCCCUCACCUAUGGCACCAGAGGCAACUGCUACUUCUUUGCUGAGGUUGAAGGACCGGAGCAGGACUUGCAUUCUGGUGUUUAUGGAGGCACUGUGAUUGAACCAAUGACCGACCUCAUUGGAAUUCUUGACACACUGAUCAGCCCCAGUGGAAAGAUCCUGAUUCCUGGGAUCAGAGAGGCUGUAGCUCCCCUCUCUGAUGAAGAAUGGAAAAUGUACCAGGAUAUCCAGUUUGACAUGGACAACUACAAGAAUAAGAUUGGUGUCAACCAGCUCAUGUACAGCAACAAGGUGGACUUGUUGGCUCACAUGUGGCGCUACCCCACAGUCUCCAUCCACGGUAUUGAGGGGGCCUUUUCAGACCCUGGGACUAAGACUGUCAUCCCUGCUAAGGUUACUGCUAAGUUUUCAAUUAGACAAGUUCCUGACAUGGACCCUGCUAUGGUCAAGAAACAGGUAACAGACUACCUUCACUCUGUGUUUGCCAAAAGAAGGAGUCCCAACAAGCUCAAAGUCACAAUGGUGAUAGGAGCUAAACCUUGGCUGGCUGACACUCACCAUCCACUCUACGAGGCUGGAAAGGCUGCUAUUAAGAGAGUUUUCAACACGGAUCCUGAUCUAAUCCGUGAGGGUGGAACCAUCCCAAUUGCCAGGACCUUCCAAGAUGUGACGGGAAAAAGCAUCAUCAUGAUGCCCAUCGGAGGCUUUGAUGAUGGUCUGCACUCUCAGAAUGAGAAAAUGAGCAGGUACAAUUAUAUUGAAGGAACCAAGUUAUUCAUCGCGUACCUGAAUGAAGUGUCCCAGAUUAAGAGGACUAGCGUGUGAUGUUUUAUGGUAUGAUCACAUGACCUCAUAAAAAACAUUCCAGCUAUAGAAAAGUGUGUUUUGAUAUUUUUACUGUGCCUUUAUCUUUAUUUCAUAAGGUUUUGAAACUUGUGGCACAUUUAUUGAUCUGCACCUCAAGUCUGUCUAUCUGUCUAUCUAUUUUUGCAUUAUCUCAUGGUUAUUUGGCUGUUUCCAUCUCUUUUGCCAGUGUUUAUGUUCACAUAAACUUAGGCGAUACUGUGAGGGUGUAUGUAUGUGUGUCAUGUAGUAAAAGCUGUA